Molecule: messenger RNA, 1188 nt
Organism: Aspergillus chevalieri
Lineage: Eukaryota; Fungi; Ascomycota; Eurotiomycetes; Eurotiales; Aspergillaceae
Product: CapA family protein
Exons: 1
Coding region: 1-1188 (395 amino acids)
Source: RefSeq, a predicted model, not a curated record
AUGCCAACCCCCCACCCCCACCCCUCGACACCGAUGACCUACACCCUCAACUUCACCGGCGACGUCAUGCUCGCCCGCCUCAUCGACCAACUCUUCCCAACACACCUCCACAGUCCCCACUACGCCAACGUCAUCAAAACAUUCAUAGAACGCUACCCCUACCUCUCAAAAUACAACCACAAGUCGCCGUGGGGCAGUGCGCUGGAGUUGUUUCGGCGGGGGGAUCUGAAUCUGGUGAAUCUGGAGACGGCGGCCACGGAGGGGGUGGAGAAGUGGCCGAAGAAGGUGUUUAAUUAUAGGAUGCAUCCCGAGAAUCUCGGUGUGUUGGGCGAGGGGAGGGUUGAUUUUGUGGCGCUGGCAAAUAAUCAUACGUUGGACUUUGGGGAGAGUGGGCUUAGAGAUACUAUCAAGGGAGUGAGAGGGGUGGGUGUGGAGUUCGCUGGUGUCGGGGAUAGUGCUGUGGAGGCGAGAUUGCCGGCUGUUUUGCAGCUUCCGAGGGCUUCUGCAGAUGGUAACAGUCACGGCGACGGAGUGAAGCACACGGUACAUGUAUACUCAGCCUCCGACCACCCCCGCGACUGGUCUGUCAUCCCCGAAUUCCACCUAAUCGACUACACCCCCUCCACAAAACAGCACCUGAAAACCCUCCUCACCACGCCCCCCGACCCCCAAUCCCAAUCCCAGACAGCACAGCCAGAUCUUAAAAUCUUCUCCAUCCACUGGGGCCCGAAUUAUACCUGGCAACCCUCCGCUCACAUCCGCGACAUGGCGCAUUUCCUCAUCGACGAGUGCGGCGUUGAUAUCGUGCAUGGGCACUCUGCGCAUCAUAUCCAGGGCGUUGAGAGGUAUGGGCGUGGCGUGAUUAUGUACGGGUGCGGGGAUUUCGUGGAUGAUUAUGCGCUGAACGAGGAGUUUAGGAAUGAUUUGGGGGGUAUUUGGCGUGUUGUCGUUAACACCAACACUAACAAUGAUAGUAGUGGUGGUAGGAAAGGAAAAGGGCUGGUGCUGGAUCGGUUGGAGAUGUAUCCCACACGCUGUGAUCGGUUUCAGGUUACGUUGUUGGAUGUGGAUGAUGAGGAUCAUGGAUGGGUUAGGAGGAAAGUGGCCAAGUUGAGUGAGGAGAUGGGAACUAGGGUUCGGCGCGAAUUGGGGAGGGAGGGGCAGGUUAUUGUUGAUUUGAGGGAUUAG